UGUAACACAAUUGAGCACAAAGCGACUUACAAUUAGCUAAAGAGCUGAGUAAGGUUGUGUUAUUUUGAGAGAAAAUUUAAAUUUUAUUAAAAAUUAUUUUAAAAAAUUUAUCUGUCAGCUGCCAUAUUAGAUUCUAGCAUUUCUGGCUGGGCGUUUCUGAUUGGCCUAUUGUUUGAUACGUGAAUGAGAGAAAAGAGAAUGAUGUUUACGUACAAAAUUGUGAAUAAUCUUAUUUUGUUCUCUUUACUCACCCAUUUAUUAUGUCAUUUAUCAUAAAUUCUAUUUCCUGGAUGAUUUUUGUGUCAAAAAUACACAAAACUGCUAUAAUCCGUGCAAGAAAAAGAAAGAUAUAUCAACGUCAUUGAUUCUAACCUCUGUUCCAUAAGUGUAUAUAAAACGGACCUUCCUUAGGGAAAUUAAUAAGAUAAUAUAGUACUCUCAAAAAGGAAUAGAGAAAGGAGUGCCAAAAAACCUUUUAUUUAAAUACAGGUUGACGGCACGGAAAAUACCAAAUAUAUAUAAAAAAAAGUGUAUAAAACAAAGUAUAUUGUUAAUUCUUCCAUCUACAAUGGAUAAGCGAAAUGCUUUAUUUGUCUAUUGUAUUUUUAUUACUCUCCAGAAUAUUUAUGGACUUCAUAGAAACUUGAAAUACUAUGAAACGCUUCACAGUAGUUAUUUGCAACAUAGGAUCAUAAAGCGAGGUGUUCACCAUAGUUAUAAUCCAUACAAUAAAAUAAGUGAAGUGGAGUUUUAUUCACAUGGGCGUCGUUUUCGAUUAAUUUUAACACCCAGAAGAGAAGUUAUACAUUCCAAUUUUAAGGCAUACGAGGUUAAUGCUGAUGGAAAAGAGAAACCUAUACACUUAGAUCAUGAUGAAUUUUACCAUGGACGAGUGUUUGGAGAAAUUGAGUCUCAUGCUCAAAUGCAUAUUAAUAAUGGUAUUCUAACAGGUAUUAUAACAACUUCGGAUGAAACCUAUCAUAUUGAACCAUCUUGGAGACAUCUUCCUCAUUUAGACAAUCAAACAAUGAUCGUUUAUAAAUCAUCUGAUGUUAAACUCAGUUGGGAACAUUAUAAAGAUGGAGAAGGUCAUACACAUGGAGCUCCAAAGACCUGUGGUUAUGUCAAAGAAAAUUUAAAUUAUACACUAGAUGACAAAGACGAUUUUGAAGAAGAUGAUAUAAAAAAGGCUAACAGCAGUAGCAGAGUGAAAAGGCAAACAGAAACCUACGAAUUUGCACCAACAAAAACAAGAUGUCCAUUAUUACUAGUUGCAGAUUAUCGAUUUUUCCAAGAAAUGGGUAGCAGUAAUACAAAAACCACAAUUAAUUAUCUGAUAAGUUUAAUUGAUAGAGUACAUAAGAUCUACAAUGACACUUUAUGGCAUGAACAUAAAGAGGAAGAUGGUUUCAAAGGAAUGGGUUUUGUUAUUAAAAAGAUCGUCGUUCAUGGUGAACCGACACGAGUGAGAGGUGGCGAAACACAUUAUAAUAUGAUUCGCGAGAAAUGGGACGUCCGUACAUUGCUCGAGGUGUUUAGUCGAGAAUAUAGCCAUAAGGACUUUUGUUUGGCUCAUCUGUUUACUGAUCUUAAGUUUGAAGGUGGUAUUCUUGGAUUGGCUUAUGUAGGAUCUCCUCGUAGAAAUUCAGUGGGCGGUAUAUGUACACCAGAAUAUUUUAAAAAUGGAUAUACAUUAUAUCUAAACUCAGGGUUAAGCUCCAGCAGAAAUCAUUAUGGACAAAGAGUAAUUACAAGAGAAGCUGAUUUGGUUACAGCACAUGAAUUUGGUCAUAAUUGGGGUUCUGAACAUGAUCCGGAUGUAUCGGAUUGCAGCCCAAGUGCAAGCCAAGGUGGAUCUUAUUUGAUGUAUACUUACAGUGUCAGUGGCUAUGAUGUAAAUAACAAGAGAUUUUCGCCAUGCAGCUUACGGUCUAUCAGAAAGGUCUUACUAGCCAAAUCUGGACGCUGUUUCUCAGAGCCGGAAGAAUCGUUCUGCGGUAAUUUGAGAGUUGAAGGCGACGAGGAAUGCGACGCAGGUCUUCUGGGAACAGAAGACAAUGAUCAAUGUUGUGACAAAAAUUGCAAACUUCGAACUAGUCAAGGAGCAGUUUGUAGUGACAAAAAUUCUCCAUGCUGUCAGUUUUGUACGUAUAUGGCUGCAACGACGCAAUGUCGCGACGCGCAAUACGCCACUUGCGAACAAGAAUCACGUUGCACCGGGGCGUCUAGCGAAUGUCCAAGAUCUCCGGCCAUGAAGGAUGGUACUGCUUGUCUUGAACGUGGUCAGUGUCGUUUAGGCAAAUGUGUGCCGUACUGCGAGACCCAAAAUUUACAAAGUUGCAUGUGCGACACAAUUGCUGAUGCAUGUAAAAGAUGCUGUAGAAUGAGUUUGAACGAAACAUGUUUUGCAGUAGACCCAAUAGAUAUUUUACCUGAUGGGACACCAUGCAUUCAAGGUUUUUGCAAUCAGGGCACGUGUGAGAAAACAAUUCAAGAUGUAGUGGAGCGAUUUUGGGACAUUAUUGAGGAUAUAAAUAUCAACAAAGUUAUGCGUUUUCUAAAAGAUAAUAUAGUAGGCGCUGUAAUAAUCAUUACCACCAUUAUAUGGAUACCAGCGAGCUGCAUUAUCAGUUACAUCGAUCACAAACGUGUCAAAGAGAGUGAAAAGAAAUGGCGAUGGAAACAUACGGACGAACUCAUUCAUCCGGACGAGCCGAGACAGGUGAUUUAUAUUGGUGGUCAGCGGCAAAGAGUGCAACAUGUUAUACAUCAAUCUUAAAUCGUGAAUAUAAUUAGUCGCAUUGUAUUACAUACUUCAUCAUCUAGUCAAAAAAGUCAUAUUGGGUUAGACUCUAAAAUUAAUUUUUUUCCCAAUUUUAUGUAUAUAACUUUUACAUAAGUGCUGUGAAAUUUCAAAUGAAUUGUGUGAUUGAGAGAACAAAUGAUAUACAUUCCUAUAAUGUAAAAGAAUUGAAUGAUUUUUUGAAUACUAUAUUAUGGUAUUUAAAAAGUUGAUUAAUUUUUAUAUAUAUAUAUAUAUACACAUAUAUAUAUGCUAAAAGUUUCUUUAAAGUGUUAUCUCAACUGCCAGUAUUUAUUAUUACUUAAAGUAUUAUGACUAUUUGAAGUAUUAUUGUCAUUUUACAUUGAUAUUUUACAAUAUUGAUAAAAACUGAGAACAUUUA
Molecule: messenger RNA, 3185 nt
Organism: Nylanderia fulva
Lineage: Eukaryota; Metazoa; Arthropoda; Insecta; Hymenoptera; Formicidae
Gene: Tace
Product: ADAM 17-like protease Tace
Biological process (GO): Notch signaling pathway; membrane protein ectodomain proteolysis
Cellular component (GO): plasma membrane
Molecular function (GO): metalloendopeptidase activity
Source: RefSeq, a predicted model, not a curated record